Molecule: messenger RNA, 2760 nt
Organism: Bombus pascuorum
Lineage: Eukaryota; Metazoa; Arthropoda; Insecta; Hymenoptera; Apidae
Product: protein asteroid-like
Exons: 1
Coding region: 46-2190 (714 amino acids)
Molecular function (GO): nuclease activity
Source: RefSeq, a predicted model, not a curated record
ACUAGUUUAACGUGUGACAAGAAAAAGGACAAAAACAGGAAGAUAAUGGGUAUUCGAGGAUUAACUGCUUAUAUAAACCAGCAUAAAUUUAAUUUUUUAGAGCACUACAAAUUACGUGAUACGUAUUUAGUAAUUGAUGGAAAUAAUAUUUAUUAUUCAUUAUAUACAAAGUGUACAUGCGAUAAUUGGACAUUUGGCGGUGAUUACGAUAAUUACGCGCAAUGUAUAUCAGAUUUCUUUGAUGACUUAUUAAAGUGCAAUAUAACGCCUUUAGUCUUUAUUGAUGGUAGUGUUGAAAGUAAAAAAUUCAAAACUAUUGUAAGAAGGAUGAAAAACAAACUAGAUGAACUGCCAGUUUCUGUAUUCAGAAAUAGUUGUCCGCAAAAACUUUUUCCUUUGUUGAGGCAACAAGUUUUUAUUGAUGUAAUGAAAGAAAAAAAUAUUCGAUAUGUGCAGUGUCUAUUUGAAGCUGAUAACACUAUCGCAUCAGUAGCAAAGAUAUUAAAUUGUCCAGUUCUCAGCUGUGAUUCAGAUUUUUAUAUAUAUGGAUCAUUAUAUAUACCAUUUAAUACAUUCCAAAAUGACGUAAUUAAAAAUUCAGAUGGAGAUGGUUAUAUUAAAUUUUGUAAAAUUUAUAAGGUUGAGAAAUUAUUCAAACAUUUUACAGGAUUAGAUCAAUCAAAGUUAAUAUUAGCUGCAAUACUAUUAGGCAAUGACUAUGUGGAACCUGGUACAUUUAGAAACUUCUUCCGCUAUUUAAAGUUAAAACCAUCAGAUGCAAACAAUUAUUCCCGACAAUACCGUAUAAGUGGUACUUUGUCAUGGUUGAGUAAAUAUAGCUUGCAUGACGCAAUCAUUGAAAUUUUAAGUAGAUUAACUAUGCCUAUGCGACAAAAAAUAUUGGAUUUAAUAGAGAUGAGCAUAAAUGAUCGUAGAAAUGAAUGUGCUGAAACACUUGAAUCUCUAGGUUUCCCAAAAGAUUAUAUUACUCGCAUAAAUACCUAUCGCUUCAAUAGAAGCUUCAAAUUUGAUGGAAAUAUCAAUACAUUGACAUACAUAGAAGAAGUUUGGGAAGAAGGAAAUGAUGAAUUAACUGAAGAAGAUAAGGAAGAAGACUAUGAAAUUGAAAUAGCAAAGAUAUUUACUGAGUCUGAAUUAAUGUCUAACACUGCAACUAUUAGUAAUUUGCCUAUUUGGUUUGUAAACGAAUUUCGUAUUGGUAAAUAUCCAUCAUAUUUUUUGGAUUUAAUAAUUCAACGUUUAUAUGUAUGCCCCAUACAAGUAGAAGAUUUUCGUUAUCCUUCAAACAUCAUAGUAAGCCUAAAAAUCCUUAGUAUCAUCGUUGGAAUUCUAAAAUUAAUGAUAGACAAUAAUAUAAAUUGUAUAAGAUACUUAAUGAGAACUGAAGAUAAAAAGAUUAUGUGCUAUAAGUUAAAGGCUAUAGAUAUUACGAAUACUUUUAGACUACCUUUUUCAUUCAAUCUUAGUAAUGUCUCAUUACUUAUUCAAAGAAAGAUUUUAAACAAUACUCUAGGAAUUACAGAUAUGGAUUGUAUAAAUGAACUUCCUCCAAAGUGGAUAUUGUAUGUUGGAUGCAUCAAAUAUUGGAUACAUCAACAAGAAUGUCCUAUAUCUUACAAAUGUUAUUUAUAUUCUAUAUUUAUUUGUAUGUUGUUUGAUAUAAUAGAUUUCAAAAUUGGGAAAUAUAGAAGUAUAAACAUUUUUAACAAAAAAUAUAAGCAAACAAUUGAAGCUAUAAAGCAGAAAAGAAAAGAAAGUAAUUAUAACCCAUGUUGUGUAAUAAAUGGUACAAUUCGCGAAGCCUAUAAUGAAAUCGUUCAUGAUGACUGUGUACUAGCAGCACCAUUUUUUAUUUCACAUUUUGAAGUAGAUGAAACAUUAUAUAACACAGACAAGUUUGAUAUCCAUAUAGUACACGUUUUUGGUGAGUUCCAAAGUUGUUUGAAACAUAUUAUGGAUUUGAAUACACUUUUGGGAUGUCCUUAUCCACAGCCCAAAGUUGCACAUUUAUAUAAUGGCACUUUAUUGUAUAAUCUGUGUAAUAAUUUUAGAACUCACCAUAAUAUGGAAGAAUAUAUAAAUAUUGUUCUACAAAUGUCUCCAAGCCUCUUAAGAUUUUUUAAUACAUUUUUAUUAAAAGUCAAACCAAUGUUUCCAUUUAAGUUUUAGGAUGAAACCAAUCUUCCUAAAAAACAUAGAACAAAACCUAAACAUCCAAAGUUUAAAAAAAGCAUUUCACCUGAAAGUGAUUCUGAAUAUUUUAGUGCAGAUGAUGAUUUAAAUGAAGCAUGUUAUGACCCAAAUAAUCGUUUUUCUAUGUUCAACCAUGUAUAAUGCAUAUUUUCAUUCAAUAUUACAGUAGUACUCCAUUUAUAUACCGGGGGUAAAUAUUAUUAUUUUUUUUUUUUUUUUUUUUUUUUCAUACGAUAGGAGUUUGUCUAAUCAGGUAUUCAAUGAAGUUUUAUUGAAGCAAAUGUAGUUGGUAUGAACGAAAUUCUCUGUGGUUAAUUCUGUACUGUAUCACAUGUAGUGUAUGUAAUGUUUUUAUACUAUAUACUAAUGUAUGAAUAUAUUUGAUCCCUAUAAGUAUAUUUUAAUAUGUAUAUAGAAUUUAAGUCUUAAUUGAAUUAAUAUUUUUCGUAGAAUAAAUUAUUGUAUUUUCAAUAUACCUAAAAAUAAAGAGGAUGGUAAUGUAAUACAACUAUAAUUUGUAUUUGUUAUUAAUAAUUUUACGAGAUU